AUGAUUGACAGAAUAAUAGAGAACGUCUACAUUUCGGGUGCUGGAGAUGUUCUGGCUGGUGAUGGAUUACUGAAAUACGAAAUCACUCAUGUUCUUACUGUUUCUGCGAUUGCCGUUCCUAUAAAUCGACGCGUUCCGAGCAUUAAGUACCACUUCAUCUUUAUCAUGGACCUUCCCAAUCAGGACAUACUUGGAGGAGGACAACUGGCAGAAAGUGUAGUCUACAUAAGUGAUGUCUUAAACUCUGGUGGAAGUGUGCUGGUCCACUGUGAAGUUGGCGUGUCGAGAAGUCCGACUGUGGUGGCAGCUUACAUUAUGCAGAAAUUCAAAUUCACCGCCGAGAAAGCUAUUGAACUUAUCAAGAAGUCAAGACCGAUAGUGUGUCCUAAUGAGGGAUUCGCUGCACAGUUGCAAAUUUACGAGCAACUCAACUAUAAAACCGACAAGGCUUCGUUGUCACAGAGUCGCCUAUAUAAGAACUGGGCUAUAUCAUCCGGUAAUUUACCGACACGUGGUUAG
Molecule: messenger RNA, 519 nt
Organism: Angiostrongylus costaricensis
Lineage: Eukaryota; Metazoa; Nematoda; Chromadorea; Rhabditida; Metastrongylidae
Source: the annotation of a GenBank genome assembly